Messenger RNA from Bradysia coprophila, 2415 nucleotides. RefSeq names its product vacuolar protein sorting 51 (gene Vps51). Gene Ontology annotation, biological process: Golgi organization; endocytic recycling; retrograde transport, endosome to Golgi. The record is from RefSeq and is a predicted model, not a curated record. Lineage: Eukaryota; Metazoa; Arthropoda; Insecta; Diptera; Sciaridae. Gene Ontology annotation, cellular component: EARP complex; GARP complex; membrane.
UUUCAAAUUCAAAUUUUCGCGCUUUUUAAUUCGUGAAGACGGCUAGCCCACCCAACUGAAAAACUUGCUGGAUGACGUUUGCUUUGCAAAAGGAAAUAUUUUGGUCCGAUUUGUAAACACAAUUUUUAAAGGGCCACAAUUCUCCGAUCUAACCAUGACUGACCGAAGUGGUGCCAACGUCGAUGCCCUAGACAUGGACGGAAACACUUUUGAUUCGGAAUUGUAUCUGCAGAAAAUACUUAAGGAUUGUACAUUAAAGCAGGUCAUGGACACGGAGGCUGUGAUCGUCAAAGACACCCAGACCCUGCACAGUGACAUGCAAACGCUGGUGUACGAAAAUUACAACAAAUUCAUAUCGGCCACCGAUACCAUCCGGAAAAUGAAGACCGAUUUCAAGAAGAUGGAAACGGAAAUGAAUUUACUGGUCGGAAAGAUGACAUCGAUAGCCGAAUUCAGUGGUGAAAUUACCGGCACGUUACAAGGAACACGACAGCAUCUUUGCAAAUUAGCGGAAAAGCAUUCGCUGCUGCAGAAACUGCAGUUCUUGUCCUCGUUGCCUACCACUCUGAAAUCGCUAACCGAUGAAGGCAAUUACAAAAAAGCUGUCGACGACUACAUCCAGGCACAGAAGGUUUUGGACCAAUACGGAAGUCAUCCAUCGUUUCAGGGCAUUCAACGGGACUGCAUGAACAUCAUGGAUGACGUCAAGGAAAAACUGAAAUCCGACUUCCAGAAACCGGGACUAACUGCCAAAUCUCUGGCUGAAACGGGUGACCUAUUAUUGCUCUUGGAAGAGAGACCGUCCGAUUUGGCUAAGAUCUUACUUCAGAGUGCAUCGCGUCGGCUGCACGAACAAAUUGUGAUGUUGCAGGAUCAAACCGAACGGGAUAUGAUCGAAUUCGUGGACAUGAGCAUCACCGGUUUCCUGAACGAUUUAACAUUGGUCAUCAAUUCGUAUUCGGGGAUGUUUUUCGGCAAAUAUUCCGUCGACAAUGAAAUCUACCAGUUCGAAGAUGCUGUGCGCGAAGACUUGAAUGAAUUUGUGACGAAGAAUGUGGACAAAUAUUUGUCGUUGGUGCAGGAUCGCAUCGACAUUGAAACCGGAAGGGGUGAUUCCGGCAUACUGUUGAAAGCUCUGGACAAAUUGAAUAUUCGAUUGGUGGCCAUGAAGUGCACGUACUGCGAAAUAGACAUGGCAAAAAUUGGAAUGGACAUCAUAAUAAAUGCGGCAAAGCAACUAUGCAACUACCACCUGAAGAGUUUGAGAGAAUUUCUGGCUGACAGUAUCAGCACGGUUCGCCUGUCGCUGACAACCGGGAAAAAUGAGAAUAUUCUCACCAGCGGAAUGAAUUUGAACGAAGUCAUCAUGAACUUUUACGUGUCGACUGUGGAAAAGGUCAAAGGGGUUCUUCAAGACUUAACCAUUUUCCUGCAACCGGAACUCUCCUUUAACUUAAAAUCGACGACAAAAGGUUCGGCAUGCAUUGAAGGGGUCAGAGAGCAUUUAUUGGUCGGAUUCCUGAAACACACCGCUUUAAUGAUGACAUCGUUCGUUGAUGUAUCGCAAACGUGUCCACCGAACCUGCACCUAGUCCUAUCGAAAACUUGCCUAGAAUUCGAUAAGAAUGGCGUCCAUGUUUUGCUUUCCUUGGUCGACGAACUGUAUGGAAUCGAUUCGGCUACAUUAACCCACGAAACAUUCAUCUGCACCGAGAUGCGAGAAUCAGCUCAAGUCUUGCUGGACUCAUACGUUCGUCUGCAGGGACUGCACAUUUCACAGAUGCUACGGAAGAGUGUGGAGACUAGGGAUUGGUUGAAUUGCCUGGAGCCACGUACUGUGCGAGCAGUUAUGAAACGAGUGGUCGAGGAACUGUCAUCAAUUGAACAAAUUCUUGGAGAUCUGUAUGAAAUUGGUACAAAGACGUCAGCCAGCAGCGAUUCCAGUCGAAAGACGCACCUAAGUAAUCUAACAGCAUCAAAGCAACAAUUUCGUUCGAAUUGGUCGAAUUACACACCGUCCCAGUUGGAAUCCAGUUUCGUUUCGAACAUCCAUCGACUGUUCUCGGAGCGAAUAGAGAUUUUCAGUUCGGUGGAAUUUUCCAAAGUUUCAAUUGUCACUGGAAUCAUUAAAAUCAGCUUAAAGACAUUGUUGGAAUGCGUUCGACUCCGAACGUUCAGUAAAUUUGGUCUGCAACAAGUGCAAGUGGAUGCUCAUUAUCUGCAAAUGAAUCUCUGGCGUUUUGUGUCGGAUGAGAACCUCAUCUACUUCUUGCUGGAUGAGAUUUUAAGUUCGGCAGUUCAUCGAUGCUUAGAACCGAAUCUGAUGGAGCCGAAUGCUGUGGAAAUUAUAUGUGAACGUGGCUAGUGCUUCGAUUGUGUAAUUUAUAGCGGAAUAAAAGCGCGGCAGCCCUACAA